Molecule: messenger RNA, 2966 nt
Organism: Physeter macrocephalus (sperm whale)
Lineage: Eukaryota; Metazoa; Chordata; Mammalia; Artiodactyla; Physeteridae
Product: NTPase KAP family P-loop domain-containing protein 1
Source: RefSeq, a predicted model, not a curated record
UGGGUUCUUGCUGCUGGCGCCCGAGGGGGCUGGGUACUGAGCCCGGCCUCUCCUCCCCGCCGCCGCCAGCAGGCCCCCCGGCCGCCAUGAACCAGCACUACACCAUCCACUUCGCCAAGGGUGCCCUGCCCCCCCGGACCGCCACCAAGCGCUACUUCUUGGACAGGGAAUUGGGGCACCGAAAAGGAUGCUGUCACCAGUGGUACCAUGACCCAGUGGCACCUCAAGCCUACAGGCCCUGUCGCCACCCCCGGCAUGCCAGGCCGCCAUGGGGUAGCGAUGGCUGUCGCCGGGGCCUCCAGCCCCCCGUUCUGCAGCGGCGGUCCCAGCCCGCACUUCCCAGCCCCCCGUCCCCCCCGUGGCGGCGGCCCUGCCCCGCCCACGGCGCCCAGAAGGGGCCGCCUGCAACCACUACCGCCCCCAUGCAACUGGCCAGCACCCCCAAGCCGGCCCCCGCACGCACCCCCUCACCCGCCGCGGCACGCACCACAGCCAGCAGCGGCCCAGCCCUGCCCUCGGCGGCCAGCGCCCUCCUGGAGCCCAGGAGGCCCACGGACACCUGGCCCCUGCCUGGCCCCGUAACCCGUGGCUCCUUCACCUCCGACAGGUCUGAUAUCGUGACAGAGGAUGACGUCUACUGCAGCUGCCUGGCCAAGACUCUCUGCCACGUGCCCGUCCCUGUGACCGUGGGUUUCUAUGCCCACUUUGGCUGCCGCCUGCACAUGAUGCUGGACAAGAUCAUGGCGCUGAUGCAGCAGGAGGCGACCCAGUGCGAGGCCGAGGAGCUGCAGCACGUGCAGCCGCAGCCGCGGCCCGUAAGGGGCUGGGGCUUCUCGAAGCUGCUGUGGUACCUGGUGUUCCUGCAGCCCAUCAUCACCGAGGUGCAUCUGCGGCGCAAGAACGUCAAGUUCCUCUUCAUCCGCUUCAGCGCCUGGCAGUACGCGGGCACUGACAAGCUGUGGGCCGGCCUGGUGACCACGCUGUGCGAGGGCAUCCGCCAACAAUACGGCGCACUGCCCUUCAGCUUGUACUCGGUGCUGGGCAAGAGGGCGGCCACGAGGACGGGCUGCCGCCAGGGCGAGUGGCACUGCCGGCGCCAAGUGUGCCUGGCACUGCUGGCGCUGCUGGCGGCGCUCAGCCUGGGAAUGAGCCUGCUCUACCUGUCGAUGGGCUCCCACGCGCUGGGCCACGGCAACCUGUUCCGGGCAUUCGGCGGCGCGGCCACCACGCUUUCGGGCUCCGGACUGCUCAUGGCCGUGUACUCGGUGGGCAAGCACCUGUUCGUGAGCCAGCGCAAGAGAAUUGAGCGGCUGGUGUCGCACGAGAAGUUCAGCAGCCAUCUGGGCUUCAUGUGCGAGGUGAAGAAGGAGGUGGGGCUGCUCACCGACUUCCUGUGCUUCCUGGAGAUCUACGAGCGGCGCCGGCUGCGCGUCGUGCUCGAGAUCACAGGGCUGGACACGUGCUACCCGGAGCGCGUGGUGGGCGUGCUGAACGCCAUCAACACGCUGCUGUCCGACAGCCACGCGCCCUUCAUCUUCAUCCUGGUGGUGGACCCCAGCAUCCUGGCCGCGUGCCUCGAGAGCGCCGGCUUCAUGAAGGGCACGGCCGACAACGGUUACCUCUUCCUCAACCGCACCGUCACGCUACCCUUCUCCGUGCCCAUCAUGGGCCGCCGCAGCAAACUGCAGUUCCUGCACAAUGCGGUGCGAAGCUGCGACGACCUGCUCUAUCGCGAGAUGACGCUCAACGUGAGGUCGCGGGGCGGGGCGGGCGGAGACGUCGUGCCGCUCCUGGAGAUGGAGGGGCUGGCCCGGGCCGAGAGCGCGCAAAGCCUCCUGGAAGCCCAGGCGGCGAGCAGCAUCCAGGAGGCGCUCUACUGCCUGCACGACGAGUGCGACUGCCUCUUCGAGUACGUGCCCGACAACGUGGUGUCCAUGCGGCGCAUCGUCAACACCGUGCCCAUCACCGUGCGCCUGCUGCAACAGCAGCAGGGGGACUUAGGGGGCCUCUCGGCGCGCCAGGCCGUGGCCUGGGUCGUGCUCGCCAACCAGUGGCCGUGCCGUCUCAGCUGGGUCCUACAGUGCCUGGAGGACGAGCAGCAGGCCGGGAGCGCGCCCGAAGCCUGCGCGCGCCUCUGGGACGUGUUCUGCGACCACAGCCUCGAACUGCACACCAUGACCGAGACGCUGCAGAAGGUGCUCGACCUGGACGGCGACCCCGAGCUUUUCCAGCGCUUCCUGGGCGCUGACUUCCCCUUCACCGUGGCCGAGGCGCAGAGCCUCCUGUGCUGCACCGUCAACCUGGACCACUCCAUACGCCGCCGCAUGGGCCUCAUCCGGGCCAUCAGCACGCUCAAGACGCCCUGCCCGCCCAAGUCCCCUGCCCGCAAAGCCCCGCACACCGCCAGCGGAGCCAACCAUGCCCCCGGGGCGGCUUGGGCAGGCCAGGCUCCUGCGCAUGCCUGCGAAGCCCACCAAUCCCCGGACGGGGGCAAGUCCGGACCCAUGGCCUGAGUGCCCUUCACUUGGGGUCAGUCUAGCCCAGGUGGACCUUGAACGGAAGACCUUGGGCGCAGCCGAGGGCAACACUUCCUUCUGCCCAGAUGAGCGCGUAGGGGGCCUAACUGGACCCAAGUCCCAGGGUCCAGUGUCUGGAAUGAGGCCUGUGGUGGCCACAUUCCCCAGGUGAAUCUGUGAGCCAGAGAGAGCUGUUGGCAGUAGCCACCAGGAGUGAGGCAGUGUAUCAGUGACAGCGUCUGAGAGCCCGGGCAGAAGGACCCAUGAGGAACUCGGGGUUCAAGUGCAAUAAAUGAAGAUGCGAAAACCCCAGAUUGGUCUUCGUGGCCCAGUCUCCCCAGCUCAGUGAGGACUGGCCACCAGGCCUGCCCUGUUCUGCCAAGCCCACUUCAUCCCCAGGGAGUCGGGCGGCCUCAGCUGGCAGCCUGCUCCCUGGCACCCCAGAGGCGG